This is a messenger RNA of Macroventuria anomochaeta, 1047 nucleotides long. RefSeq lists its product as uncharacterized. The transcript has 2 exons. Lineage: Eukaryota; Fungi; Ascomycota; Dothideomycetes; Pleosporales; Didymellaceae. Gene Ontology annotation, cellular component: cytosol; cytoplasm. Gene Ontology annotation, molecular function: carboxy-lyase activity; hydrolase activity. The record is from RefSeq and is a predicted model, not a curated record. Bases 1 to 1047 code for a protein of 348 amino acids. Gene Ontology annotation, biological process: secondary metabolic process.
AUGAGCACUCCAACAUCUACAGCACCUCCCCUAAUCGCAUGUCUCGAAUCUUUCCUCUCACCAACGUUAAACAUCCAAGCGGCGCCUUCUUCGCCUGCGCUCCAACUUCUACCACCAGCCACCCUUUCAAAGCUCAGAAACCUUGGUCAUCCACGUUCACGCGAUAUGCGCGCCCUCGGCCAGACUACACAGAUUCUCUCACACAUACCCGUUUCCGCUACGCCGCAAAUAUGCAUGAAGCUUAACGACGCGCUGGACACAGGGACGCGGAUGCAGAAUGACAAGAUGGUAGCGCUGGCAUUGCUUCCCAGUGGAAAGGGUGAAGGGAGAGAAGCGGCGGGAGAGUUGCAGAGGUGUGUCACCAAGCUGAAGUUCGUGGGCGGUGUUGUUGCAGUGGGGAGUGGAUUGGAAGACAGGAGCUUUGAGGAGGUUUGGAACAUAGCGCAGAGAUUCGGCGUACCGAUUGUACUGAGAGAAGGAUGUCCGACUGAUGAUCAGAUCGCAGAGUACACUCAGGACCUGCCCAACACCGUCGUUGCUCCGCUAGUCACACACUUACACAACGCACACGCCGCGUCUCCAAUGCUAAUCCUGCGCCUUUACCUUAACGGCGUCUUCGACAGAUACCCGAACCUGCGAUUGGUCAUCGCUCAUCCAAGCUCACUACCCUCGCUCCUCCCGCGCAUCGACAUCGUCCUUGACAGCAUACCUGCCGCCGACAAACCCAAGCGCAGCUUCCUCGAUGUCUGGCAGCACAACUUUUACCUGACCACAGCCGACAUCCUUGACCUGUCAAGUAUGCGCACACUACUGGAGCAGAUCCCCAUGGACCGCGUACUGUACGCCAGCAACUAUCCGCUGGAAGAGCGAGGGCGCGACAUGAUGAUGGAGCUAAAAGAAAGCGGGUUCUUGACUGAUGAAGAGUGGGAGAAAUUGGCUUGCAGGAAUGCGGAGCAGCUGUUCAAGAGAUCGAGCGCGCAGCUGGGGCCAUACAACGCGAAUAUCAAGACGCUUGCACAGCCUAGUCAGCAUGUUGUGCUCGCGUAG